This is a messenger RNA of Gossypium raimondii (Peruvian cotton), 762 nucleotides long. RefSeq lists its product as uncharacterized. Gene Ontology annotation, molecular function: oxidoreductase activity. The record is from RefSeq and is a predicted model, not a curated record. The transcript has 4 exons. The coding region runs from base 98 to 595 and encodes 165 amino acids. Gene Ontology annotation, cellular component: endoplasmic reticulum lumen. NCBI's taxonomy places the organism in Eukaryota, Viridiplantae, Streptophyta, Magnoliopsida, Malvales, Malvaceae.
CAGCAGUACUCUUUCCUGUUUGGAAGCGAAGGAAGCGACUUUCAACUUAGAAGAGGAAGACUUGUUAAAGGAAAUAAGCUGUGAAAGUGAGAUAGAGAUGUUGAGGUUCACAUUAUAUUAUUGGGUGUUAAUAUUUAUUUUAAUUCCAUCUGCUUCCUUCGUUAUUGUAUCAUCAUCGAAAGAACAGCUAAGUUCAAAGCAAUGUGAGGAUCUGGGUUUCACGGGUUUAGCCCUUUGUUCUGAUUGCAACACUUUUUCUGAGUAUGUCAAGGACAAAGAGUUGAUAUCUGACUGCUUGAAAUGUUGCACAGAAGACUCAGAUGAUUCUACAAGUAAGAUUACUUAUUCAGGUGCAAUACUGGAAGUUUGCAUGAGGAAACUAGUAUUCUAUCCGGAAAUUGUUGGUUUCAUUGAAGAAGAGAAGGACAAGUUUCCAACAGUUAAAGUUCAAUAUCUUUUCAAUUCUCCUCCCAAGUUGAUCAUGUUGGAUGACGAGGGCCAAUAUAAGGAAACCAUAAGAAUUGACAAUUGGAAACGUGAACACAUGCUGCAAUUCCUGCAGAAGAAAGUUCAGCCCUAUUCCGCAAGCUCAUAGACAGUCGUUCACAUUCCUGUUAUCGCAAGAUAAAGUAAAACCGAACUCAGCAAGAUUGAACUAUUUAUUCGUGUUAGCCUUGUCGUUUUAAAUUAUGUGCUUGAGCUUACUGAUUUUCUGUCUUUAAAGAGAGAAUAAUUAUGAAUAAAGGAGUAUACAGUUGAUCA